Marmota monax (woodchuck) is the source of this 711-nucleotide messenger RNA. RefSeq names its product olfactory receptor 7E24-like. Gene Ontology annotation, biological process: G protein-coupled receptor signaling pathway. The transcript has a single exon. The record is from RefSeq and is a predicted model, not a curated record. Gene Ontology annotation, molecular function: olfactory receptor activity. Gene Ontology annotation, cellular component: membrane. NCBI's taxonomy places the organism in Eukaryota, Metazoa, Chordata, Mammalia, Rodentia, Sciuridae. Bases 1 to 711 code for a protein of 236 amino acids.
AUGCUGGUGAACAUCCAGACUCACAGCAGAGUCAUCUCCUACAUGGGCUGCCUGACACAGAUGUCUCUUUUUGCCAUUUUUGUCUGUAUGGAUGACAUGCUUCUAACUGUGAUGGCCUAUGACCAGUUUGUGGCCAUCUGUCACCCCCUGCAGUAUUCAGUUAUUUUGAGCCCUUGCCCCUGUGGCUUCUUAGCUUUGGUGUCUUUCUUGCUGAGUCUUUUGGACUCCCAGAUGCACAGUUUGAUGAUUUUAAAAAUUACCAGCUUCAAUGAUGUGGAAAUUUCUAGUUUCUUCUGUGACCAUUCUCAACUUCUGAAUCUUUCCUACUUGAACACCUUCUCUGAUAACAUUAUGAAGUAUUUAUUUGCUGCCAUAUAUAUCCUUUUUCCCAUCUUAGGGAUCCUUUUCUUUUACUACAAAAUUAUUUCCUCCAUUCUGAGGAUCCCAUCCUCAGGUGGGAAGUACAAAGCCUUCUCCACCUGUGGCUCUCACCUGGCAGUUGUUUGUUUAUUUUUUGGAACAGCCUCAGGGGUGUACCUUGGAUCAGCUGUGUCACAUUCUCCCAGAAAUGGUGCAGUGGCCUCAAUGAUGUACACUGUGGUCACUCCCAUGCUGAAUCCAUUCAUCUACAGCCUGAGGAACAGGGACAUUAAAAGGGCCCUGAGGAGGCUGCAAGCAAGACAGUCUAAUCUCACCCCUUGUGGUGUCUAG